AUGUCCAAGAGGCCAGCAGACGGAGAGAGCGGCAACGGUGGCCAGCCGCCACAGAAGAAGGUGCAGUUCGAGCCGGUCAGGAUCGGACCCAUCUCCACCCUCGAGGAGAUGGACAUCAAAGUCCUACAAUUUCAAAAUAAAAAACUAGCACAGAGGUUAGAACAAAGGCAUCGAGUUGAAGCAGAACUCAGGCAGAGGAUUGAGCAGUUGGAAAAACGCCAGACUCAGGAUGAUGCAGUGCUCAAUGUUGUAAACCGGUACUGGAACCAGUUGAAUGAGGACAUCAGAGUCUUACUCCAGAGAUUUGAUGCUGAAACGGCUGAUGAAUCAGAAAAUAAAAACGAAAGCGAAGCAACGACUUCGUUUCUUUUACAACUGUCGACUUGGGAUAAGGAAGAGCUUGACGACAAACUCGCCAACCGAGUGCAAGUCUCAAAAAGGGCUGUAGCGAAAGUAAUCCAAGCGUUUGAUAGGCUUAUGCAGAGAAAUGAAAAAAUCACGCUGGCUCUCAAAGGGGAACUCGAAAGUGGAGAUGAGGCCCCAGUUAUGGAUGAAGUUAUCCGCCAGGCGAAUAUCGAGAUCCAAGCAGAGAAUCGUAAUUUGCAAGCGCUUAACACGUCUCUCCAUAAAAAAUAUCAUACCAUUUCCCUUAAAAUGGCAGAGUUGCAAGAUACUGUGGCAGGACGGGAAACGGAAGCUGCUGAACUUAGAAACCAGAUAGAUGACCAGCAAUAUGAAUUGAACAAAAUCCAAGCUCGAAAUGACAAAUUAGAGCAUCACCUUGCAGAGGCGAUUGAAAAACUAAAGAACUACCAGCAAAUACAAGGUGAAGAAAAAGGAAUAACAAAGCCUUCUCCUGUUUCUAACGUUUCUCAGAGAAAGGUGGAGGAACUUCAAAAGGAAUUAGAGGAAACUAGGGAAUUGGCGAAUAACCGUUUGACCGAGUUAGACCGACUUCAUCAACAGCAUAGGGAAACCUUAAAAGAAGUGGAAAAACUAAAGAUGGAUAUCCGCCAAUUGCCAGAAAGUGUUAUUGUGGAAACGACCGAAUACAAGUGUCUCCAAUCUCAAUUUUCAGUUUUGUACAAUGAAUCGAUGCAGCUUAAAACCCAGCUGGAUGAAGUUAGACACCAACUUGCGACUUCUAAAAACGCCCAUCUGAGACAAAUUGAGAUGAUGGAAAGUGAGGAGUUGAUGGGUCAGAAAAAACUGAGGACGGAGGUAAUUCAACUCGAAGACCACCUGGCCCAGGUCAGAAAGGAGUACGAGAUGCUCAGGAUUGAAUUCGAGCAGAACUACGCCGCCAAUGAACAGACCGGCCCGAUCAACAGGGAGAUGAGGCAUUUGAUAACAUCCCUGCAAAACCAUAAUCAACAGCUCAAAGGGGAGGUGCAUCGGUACAAAAGAAAAUACAAAGACUCAAAUGCAGAAAUACCUAAAUUCAAGAAAGAAAUUGAGGAUCUUCAAAAUAAGCUAAACAGUAAUCCUGGUGUGAUUCAAGAAGGAAAAGAAGGAAUCGUCGAGUGUAAAGAAGAAGAAGGAAGUCAUAAUGGCGAAGGAUUGAAGAUCAAGGAAGAACCCACCACCAUAAAAAAAGAAGUCUCCGAAGAUGAAGUCGAUGCCACUAAUUGCCAUACCCCCCAGGUGGAUGAGAAUAGCGACAAGGAUAAAUCAGGAAGCUCGCCAAUUGUAAAGAAAGAGGGUACUGUUGCUGCACCGGGUGGUGCUGUCAUUAAAAAAGAAGUAAAGAAGGAAACUGGUGUACAUAGAGAACCUGCACAUCGCGCCAAGGAAGUCAAACCUGCAGAAUCUGAACUUGUUCGUGAUCUCAAAGCGCAACUAAAGAAGACUGUGAAUGAACAAAAAGAGAUGAAACUUCUCUUGGAUAUGUACAAAGGAGUAAGCAAGGAGCAGAGGGACAAGGUGCAACUCAUGGCCGCAGAGAAGAAGCUACGCGCCGAGGUUGAAGACUUGCGACAACAGUUGAAAAAGGAAAGUAAGAGAGAAGAACGUAAAAAGAUGGCAGAUGAAGAUGCACUCAGAAAAAUCAAGCAUCUCGAGGAACAGGCCUACCAACUCCAGAAGCAGGUCUCGACUCACAAGCAGGGGCUGUGUUGGCAGGAGGAGGAGGCGCUCUUAAACGAGAUGGAGGUGACCGGCCAGGCAUUCGAGGAUAUGCAAGAGCAGAACUCAAGGCUGAUUCAACAACUUCGAGAGAAGGAUGAUGCCAACUUUAAACUGAUGUCGGAGAGAAUAAAAUCUAACCAGUUGCAUAAGCUGUCUCGUGAGGAAAAGGAAGCUCUCAAAGAACAAGUAACGACGUUAUCAACACAAGUAGAUGCAACUAACCUCGUGGUGAGAAAACUCGAAGAAAAAGAGAGGAUAUUGCAGAAUUCUCUUGCAACAGUUGAAAAAGAACUUGCUGUUCGGCAACAAGCGAUGGAAAUGCAUAAACGAAAAGCGAUCGAAAGUGCACAGUCAGCUGCCGAUUUAAAACUCCAUCUUGAAAAAUACCAUGCGCAAAUGAAAGAGGCACAACAAGUUGUAGCGGAGAAAACGAGUUCAUUAGAAGCAGAGGCGUAUAAAACCAAAAGACUCCAGGAGGAAAUAGCGCAAUUGAGGAGGAAGACUGAGAGGAUGAAGAAGAUCGAACUGGCCGGAACGCUGGAUGAAGUCAUGAUGGAGGAGAUCAGGGAGUACAAGGAAACACUCACAUGUCCUUCUUGCAAAGUCAAAAGAAAGGAUGCUGUCUUAUCGAAAUGUUUCCACGUCUUUUGCUACGACUGUCUAAAAACUAGGUAUGAGACGAGGCAGAGGAAAUGUCCCAAAUGUAAUGCCGCCUUUGGGGCAAAUGACUACCACAGGCUUUACCUUGGCUCUUAGUAAAGUACUUGUGAAAAAUGUUUUAUUCCAACAAAAUAUUGUUAUUUUAUUUUGUUUAUGUAGUAUAAUGGUUUCUUUUGUUAUAAGUUUUAAUUUAAUAGUAAUACAUUGUAUAAUAGCUUCUGCAAUGUCCGUUUUUGUAUUAGAAUUGUCAUGUUCUUCAGAAAGGUCAUUGUGAAAAUUAUUAUAUAAAUUUUUUUUUCUCCAAUCCAAGAGUCCUAUUCCAAUUUUAA
This is a messenger RNA of Cimex lectularius (bed bug), 3116 nucleotides long. RefSeq names its product E3 ubiquitin-protein ligase Bre1 (gene Bre1). Gene Ontology annotation, molecular function: metal ion binding; ubiquitin protein ligase activity. Gene Ontology annotation, cellular component: nucleus; HULC complex. The transcript is spliced from 15 exons. Lineage: Eukaryota; Metazoa; Arthropoda; Insecta; Hemiptera; Cimicidae. The record is from RefSeq and is a predicted model, not a curated record. The coding region runs from base 1 to 2883 and encodes 960 amino acids.